Frankliniella occidentalis (western flower thrips) is the source of this 2032-nucleotide messenger RNA. RefSeq lists its product as uncharacterized. The record is from RefSeq and is a predicted model, not a curated record. NCBI's taxonomy places the organism in Eukaryota, Metazoa, Arthropoda, Insecta, Thysanoptera, Thripidae. The transcript is spliced from 6 exons. Bases 101 to 874 code for a protein of 257 amino acids.
UUGUAGUUUAUAACAAAAGAUAGUGUAUGACCACGCCUCUGACCUGAGGUAUUUGUUGUCACUUCAAAAUACCAAACAUCAACAACAACACGUUGUCAAAAUGCACUACAGUCAAUCUAAAAAUCCCAGUAUGGGUACACCAUCAGUGUACUCGCACAUGACCCAUGCAACGACUCGAUCUUCUGCUGGCUUAAAAUCUGCUCGUUCUAUCAAGUCACUGAAAGUGAAGUGGUAUGAAAAGCCAAUAUUACAAGAUGCCAUUAUUCUUGACAUUCAGAGAGGCUGCCUACUUAUUGCCUUCUAUUCAUUGCUUCUAAGUAUUUUCACUGUUAUUACGGCUCUGUUUGACAUUUACUGUUUGGCAAUGGCUGAGCCGGGUUCAACUCAUUACGGUUACUAUAUCAUAAGCUACCAGUUUGUAUAUGUUGGGAACAAACAUGUCCGAAAUUGCCUCAUUGCAUUUGCCCUUUUCUCACUUAUUAUGGGUUUGGCAGUGCUUGUUACAAGCUGCAUUCUCAUUUCUGCUCUAAGAAAGGAACAUGAGCAUAAGAUGGUACCUUGGUUGUAUGCAUUUGCUGUCUUCACACUUUUCCGCCUUUUUGCCUUUUUGUUUGCGUCAAUUGUCAAUGAUCUCAUUUUCGGCUACAACAUUCUCAUGACGCUUUUGUGGUCUUUGUUUUCAAUUAUAAAUGUAUAUGGAUGGGUUCUUAAUUAUUCUCUAUUCCUGGAAUUGCGACAACUGUCUAAAAUCGAGGAUUAUGCUCACUUACGGAUGGGGACUAUGGCAUCUUUAAAUGCAUCAACUACUAAUUCUCUUGCUGGAUCAAGACCCACUACGCCUCAUGGUACUGUGUCCACCUCACCUAUUCAGUAACUAUUAUGUCAUUAAAUUUUAAAGAUCUCCUCUGUAAUCUCAUUUUUUAAAAAGUGAUUGUACGGUAGAUCCAAUCAGGUGACACUGUGACUUGAAUUGAGAGAACCAGGCCAAAUAAGGCCCAGUCACCCAUUGUAAAAUACACUAUUGUGUACUUAUUCUGACUUCUAAAAGAUGUCAUUGAAAUAAGAGUUUCAAUCUUUUUAAAGUGAUUUCAUCUCUUUAUAUAAUUAUCACAUUGAAGUGUUAUGACUCAAAUGUUUCAUAUGUUUUAUUACUUUAACUCUAGCUAUUAUAAAUCAACAAAAGAUAAAUAUUCCUGUGAGGUUUUUGCCCUCAGGUGUAUUGCGCACAUUUACUGAGCUGUUUAAUGAGCAGUCUUGUAUUUUAGAAAUUUUUCACAUUGUGCCUUCAGCAAUGUAUUUAUAUCUACAGAUUCGAUUAUUUUACUACAACUAACAUUAGACUGAUAUCAGAGUACUGAACCAUCCGUCCACAAGAUGCGCUUCUUUUCUUAACAAUAUUUUUAAAAAUAUUACGAUUACCAGUAUGUUAGUUUUAGAACUAUUUUGUUUUCACAAUGUUGCUAUAUUUUAAGUGUACAGUUUUCACCCCUUUAAAAACUAAAUACUUUAUCAUUUGUUUAUACACUCUUUAGAAUCUUCCUGAAUAGAAGUGAUUAUUCAAAAUUGUAACUAUAUUGAUAUCUUAUGAAUUGAUUGUGUUCAAAGAAAUGGAAAACUUGAGCAUGUUGAAUUAGAGUUCAGGGUGAUCUGUUUGUUUCCUCUUACCAGUAUUUGAGUUUGUGGUUUGUUAUGUUUAAAAUCAUAUUUUUUUCCAAAAGUUUUUAUUAUUGUAACUCCUUACUGAUAAAAGCACAUCAGUGCAGUUGUUUGUGGUCCAAUGUACCCAAUAGAAAUAUGGAUGUCUUUUUCUCGCUUGUUUUUGACUGCUCCGUCCAUUUUACUUAACUGUAAAACUUAAUUGUCUACUGAACAAAAGAGAAGACCCUUUUUUUUCUACUGCCAUUUCUUUUUUUAGUUUGUAUGUGAUGACGAGAGUACAUUCCAUCCACUGUUAGUAUUAUUUCCUUACUUCAUGCACAUUUUGUAUAAAUUUGUAUUGGUCAGUAAAAUAAAAUAUUUACGAUAGAAAGAA